Perca fluviatilis (European perch) is the source of this 1553-nucleotide messenger RNA. RefSeq names its product four and a half LIM domains protein 2-like. Gene Ontology annotation, cellular component: Z disc; nucleus. Lineage: Eukaryota; Metazoa; Chordata; Actinopteri; Perciformes; Percidae. Gene Ontology annotation, molecular function: transcription coregulator activity. The record is from RefSeq and is a predicted model, not a curated record. The transcript has 6 exons. The coding region runs from base 163 to 1002 and encodes 279 amino acids.
UGUGUGUGUGUGUGUGUGUGUGUGUGUGUAACAUUUUUAAAAGGCAGAUGGACGACAGCACUCCGUAGACACCUCUGGUCUCAGUCUGCAGUCCGGCUCAUCCUCCGACACUCAGGCUGCUCUGACAGGGACAGAAGACACAGAGAGGAGAUUCCAGUCAAAAUGACUGAGCCGUACGACUGCACAGAGUGUAAGGAGUCCCUGUUUGGGCUGAAGUACAUCCUGAAGGAGAACAACCCGUACUGCGUCAAAUGCUACGAUGAUCUUUUCUCCAACAACUGUGAAGUGUGCCAGAAGCUCAUCGGCUGCACCAGCAAGGAUCUGUCGUACAAGGGCCGCCACUGGCACAGCGAAUGCUUCCUCUGCAUCACGUGCAGCCAGUCUCUGGUGGAGCGGCCUUUCGCCACCAAGGACGACCUGCUGAUGUGCGUCGAGUGCUACAGCAGCGAGUACUCCUCCAAGUGCCACUCGUGUCUGAAGACCAUCAUGCCAGGCUCCAGAAAGAUGGAGCAUAAGGGCAACAGCUGGCACAAGAACUGUUUCACCUGCAACCGCUGCCAGCAGCCCAUAGGCACCCGCAGCUUCAUCCAGAAGGACGCCAACAACUACUGCAUGCCCUGCUACGAGAUACAGUUUGCUCCACAGUGCGUCACCUGCAAGAAGCCCAUCACCACUGUAGGAGUGAACUACCGUGACCAGCCCUGGCAUAGGGAGUGCUUUGUCUGCAUCGGCUGCAAGCAGCAGCUGGCCGGCCAGCGCUUCACCUCUCGGGACGACUUUGCCUACUGCCUCGACUGCUUCUGCAACCUGUUUGCCAAGAAAUGUGCUCACUGCACCGCCCCAAUCAGCGGUAUCGGGGGCACCAAGUACAUCUCGUUCGAGCAGCGGCAGUGGCACACCGACUGCUUCAACUGCAAAGCUUGCAGCGCAUCUCUGGUGGGCCGGGGUUUCCUGACGUGCAAAGACGACAUCCUCUGCCCCGAAUGCGUUACAGACUCCUGAGCGACCCCCUGAGCCGGGAAAGAAAGAAUUUGUCUGCCAAGCGAAGUUGGCUGCCAAUCAGAGAGCGCUUACAUUAUUCUUCCUAACAUAUCAUGUAUUGGUUCCUUACACAUUAACCUGUUCUUAAUGCGAGAAGGUGUUUCGUGCAUGCGCUGAUGAUACUGUGUUUAAAUGUAAAUGAGUUGAAGCCUUCAUUCCAAAAUGUACUUACUGAAUGUAUUGCUGUUUCUUAGAAAACAUUCCCAUUUGGAAAGCAUUGCCCUAGAAUCCCAGAAAAUUAAUUUAUCUCAUUUGGGAAAUAACCUCUAUGUGUGUGUGUGUGUGUGUGUGUGUGUGUGUGUGCGUGUGUGUGUGUCUGUGUGUGUGUGUGUGUGUGUGUGUGUGUGUGGCAACAAAUAACACUAUUUGAUAGACGUAUGAGAGCAUAAGUUGUUUUAAUGGAAGGCACUUUGAUGGCAAUUGUUUUUAACAGAGUUAAUAUAAUACUACUAAUACAGUUUAUCCUAAUUACAUAAACUAUGUUGGAUUGAAUAAAAAGUUUGUGGAUUAGA